AUGGCUGGAUCAAAUAACGAGGGUCAGGAAGGAACCCCUGCCAGAAAUUCCGAGAAAAGCAGUUGUGUUGCUUGCCAGAAGCCCGACUCAUGGAGCAACUUGGUGCAGUGUGACAAUUGUCAAAGUUGGUGGCACCAGCUGUGUGCAGGAGUUACUGGAUCGAUUGCUCAUCGCCGGUGGAGUUGCCGAAAUUGUAUACCGGCAAUCAGUGAAAGUUCCUUGCUUACAACGUCCAGCAUACUUAACCGACGGAAGAAACUCCAGCUGCAGCUGCUACAAGAACAGCGCGCACUGGAUCGUCGUGCUCGCAAGGUUCGCGAAAAGGCACGAGAAGAUCGCCUCAAAUCUCAGCUGGAAGAAAUCCAAGCUGAAAAAGACUAUAUCGAUGGCAAGUUUAAGCUCUUGCAAGAAGACCACAUCUCUGACAAAGAAGAAGAAGUACGUAGUCUUAUCAGUCAUCGAUCUCGCAGGAAGAGGAUCGAAACCUGGGUGGAAAACUCUUCCCGUCGAGACGACCCGGUCAGUGUACAGCUCGGAAUUAUGGAACCGGAAAAGGAUAAGCAGCAGCAAUCAAGCGGCGCCAUUCAACCCGAUGCUUCCGAAGCACAUCCGAAGCAGUUCACUCCACGACGCUCUACAGGAACGAUACCCAAGCUAUCAGUGGCACAUCCGCCGGUGUUCAACCAGCCGCAAAUAGAUAUUAGCCCAAUGCAUCCAGCCGUAGCCAGAGGUACCGGAAGAAUCCUCUCAACUCCAGCGGGAAUGGACACCAGUCGCAGCCAAGUUCAGGAUCAUGUAACGAAUGAUAAACAGUGUUCUCUUCCCUCCGAGAUGAUUCAACAAGUCCCAGGUAAGACUGUUCCAAUUAUUCAUCCACAUGACCAAAAUACACUGCCUUGCCAACAAAGUGAGCCCCUAUCACACCUAAUUCAACAACUUGGGCUGGGCCCAAAUGAACACAUAAAUUUUACCCAUCUAUUGCCCGCGUACCAACCAACGCCUUCUCAACUUGCUGCUAGGCAGGUAAUGAACCGCGAUUUGCCUACAUUUACUGGUUCACCAGCUGAGUGGCCCAUCUUCAUUAGUACCUUUAUUAAUACCACUCUUAAUUGUGGCUUUAGCCCAGCCGAAAAUUUAGUUCGCCUUCAGCGUUGCCUUAAGGGCCCUGCUUUAGAAGCUGUCCGAAGCGAUUUGCUUCAGCCAGAGUGUGUUCCCCAAAUUAUGGAAACCCUUCGCUUCGUUUAUGGACGGCCCGAAUUGCUGUUAGAGGAACUUCUGGAAAAAAUUCGUGGAAUUCCAGCUCCAAAACCGGAUCGUCUUGAGACUUUGGUCGAUUAUGGUGUGGCCGUUAAAAGUUUGAGUGGCCAUCUAGAAGCCGCCCAUCUGCAUGAACAUCUCUCAAAUCCCACUCUGUUAUCCGAACUCGUCAAUCGAUUACCCGCGCAUGUGAUGUAUGAUUGGGCAAAACAUUGCAAAGGUUUGAGCGAAGUGAAUCUAAAAACAUUUGGUGCCUUCAUGAAUAACGUAGCGCGAACAGUGAGUCAAGUUUGUCCGAGCAGUGGAGUAGCAGUGAAGAAGGAGACAAAUAAAAUAAAACGUGGCACAGUUCAUGCGCACACGGAGCUGCCACCGGAACGAUACCAUCCGGGAAAAAGAUGUCCGAAAUGUGCUGGUCAACACUAUCUGAGGGAUUGCGAAGAUUUCAUAUUGUCCAAUAUAGAAGAGCGCUGGAACUUAAUCAACUCUACACAGAUAUGUCGUAUCUGUCUUUUUGCCCAUGGGAAGAGAUCGUGUCGAAGCCAAAACAAAUGUGGGAUUUCCGGUUGCAACUAUCGCCAUCAUACCCUUCUUCACACCCCCUCUUCCUCUCCGAAUCCGCCGCAUCCUUCGUCGACAGUUAGAGAUUCAGGCCGAUCACAAUCAGGAAUGCAGAACCAAACUCCUAUUACCGUUCAACCAGCUGCCUCUGGCGAAAUACUGUCUCAUAGAAGUUCGGAACGUGGGAGUCUAUUUCGAAUAAUUCCUAUCACAGUGUACGGUAACGGAAAGUCCAUCGACACCGUUGCUUUCAUCGAUGAAGGAUCGUCCCUCACGCUGAUUGAGGAAUCACUUGUCAACGAAUUGAACAUAAAAGGGACUCCUCAAGCACUCUGCCUUCAGUGGACCGGCAAUAUGUCACGCAUAGAAAAGGAUUCUGAAAUUGUCGAUCUUGUGAUUUCCGGAAUAAACCAGCAGAAAACCAACAUGAAAGAAACGCGUACGGUUAAACGAUUGUCAUUGCCGACACAAACGUUGGAUUAUGAAUACUUAGCAAACAAAUAUCGACAUCUUAAAGGACUCCCGGUGGGGAGCUACGUCAAUGCAGUCCCUCGGAUCUUGAUCGGCGUGAACAACCUUCAUCUGACCGUGCCAUUGAGAGUCAAGGAAGGGCAAUCGGAUGAACCAAAGGCUGCAAAAACUCGCUUGGGCUGGUGCAUCUACGGUGGAGCUAAAAGUGAAUCAAAUAUCCCGUCUAUUAGCUUUCACGCUUGUGAAUGUUUGAAAGAUGAAACUCUUCACUCGAUGGUGCGUAAUUUCAUCUCACAAGAAGAUGCAGGAUUGACAACGGAAAUUACCUUAGAAUCCGAAGCAGAUAAAAGAGCCCGUUCCAUCUUGGAAGAAACAACACACAGAAUAGGUGAAAGAUUCUCAACUCGACUUCUUUGGCGUUUCGAUGAGUUCGAACUACCCGAUAGCUACCCAAUGGCGGUGAAACGCAUGGAAUGCCUGGAACGUAAAAUGGCUAAGAAUCCACGUCUACUAGAAAAUUUAAAGAAACAAUUAGAAGAUUACCAGGCAAAGGGUUAUGCGCAUUUAGCGACAGAAACGGAGCUAAGGAACUCUGAUCCAAGACGCACAUGGUAUUUACCACUAGGUGUGGUCGUAAACCCUAAAAAACCGGAGAAGGUGAGAAUGAUUUGGGACGCUUCCGCUACAGUUAACGGAAUAUCCUUGAAUACCAUGCUACUUAAAGGGCCUGAUGAACUGAUUCCACUUCCCUGGAUCCUAUUCCGCUUUCGCCAGUACCCAGUUGCCGUGACAGCAGACAUAUCUGAAAUGUUUCACCAAAUCAUGAUCGAUCCGGUAGAUCAGCAAGCUCAACGUUUCCUAUGGAGAUCAGAUCCUCGAAGUUCACCCGAAAUCUACGUGAUGAACGUAGCCACCUUCGGAGCGACGUGUUCACCAGCAGCCGCCCAGUUCGUCAAGAACAAGAACGCUAGAGAAUUUCGAAAUAGUUACCCUAGAGCCGUUGAAGGAAUUACGCAGCGACAUUACGUCGAUGACUACGCGGACAGUUUCGAGACAUCUGAAGAGGCUACAAGAGUGUCUUCGGAAGUUCGGUUGAUUCAUGCAGCUGGUGGCUUCAACAUACGAGGUUGGCGGUCUAAUGAUACAAAUGUACUUGUGAGCUUAGGAGAGAGUACGGCUCAACAAUCCAAAACCCUAGAUCUUGAGUUACGGAGCUACGAACGCGUUCUUGGAAUGCACUGGCUACCUGAAGAAGAUGUUUUGGGGUACUCUACAACACUUCCGCAAGAACUCCAUGACAUAAUUAAGCUGAGAAACCGACCAACAAAGCGUCAAGUUCUACGUUGCCUCAUGAGUUUUUUCGAUCCGCUCGGUUUGUUGGCGGCCUUUAUUCUACAUGGUAAAGUGUUGCUUCAGGACAUUUGGCGCUCAGGGAUUGAAUGGGACGAGGUGAUCGUGGAUGAGGCUUUCGAAAAGUGGCAACGGUGGACAGAUCAAUUCGAACACGUAUCUAAGCUUCGGAUUCCACGCUGUUAUUUCGAUAAAGUGACCAGAGUCCACUAUCAACAAAUGGAGCUACACAUCUUUGUAGAUGCCAGCGAGGAUGCCUAUGCUGCAGCCGGUUACUUUCGUAUCCCCAGCGGUCCUGGCAUGUUUGAAUGUACUCUUGUAGCGGCCAAAAAUAAGGUCGCUCCGCUAAAACACUGGUCUAUCCCGCGAUUAGAACUGCAAGCUGCUGUAACAGGAGCGCGUCUGAGGAAGUUCAUUUCCGAUGGUCAUUCAGUCGCAGCACAGCGUGUUGUAUAUUGGUCAGAUUCAAGUACGGUACUGGCGUGGAUUCGAUCGGAUCACCGUAGAUUUUCGCAGUUCGUGGCAUGCCGUGUAGGAGAAAUCUUAUCGUCGACAAACGUGUCAGAAUGGCGAUGGGUGCCAUCACGAUUCAACGUUGCAGAUCAUGCUACUAAAUGGGGACAAGGACCUCCACUCUGGUCGGACGAUACUUGGUUCAAAGGCCCGAACUUUCUGUGGGGACCAGAAGAGGACUGGCCCCAACCAAAGAUUCCGAAAACGACAACCGAAGAACUUAGAGUUUCGUGUGUGCAUUCUGCAGUUGUUGCUAUGGAGUCCGUAGUUACCUUCACUAACUUCUCAAAAUGGGAACGCCUGGUACGAACGAUGGCAUACGUCUACCGGUAUGGAAAUACCACCAUUGUAACGCGGAGACAGUCGUCAACGAAAUUCGUCAAUACUUCAUCGUUGCACAGCUAA
This is a messenger RNA of Uranotaenia lowii, 4557 nucleotides long. RefSeq lists its product as uncharacterized. Lineage: Eukaryota; Metazoa; Arthropoda; Insecta; Diptera; Culicidae. The record is from RefSeq and is a predicted model, not a curated record. Bases 1 to 4557 code for a protein of 1518 amino acids. The transcript is spliced from 2 exons.